Cydia pomonella (codling moth) is the source of this 1753-nucleotide messenger RNA. Its product is annotated as odorant receptor 4-like. Bases 346 to 1545 code for a protein of 399 amino acids. Gene Ontology annotation, cellular component: plasma membrane. Gene Ontology annotation, biological process: sensory perception of smell; detection of chemical stimulus involved in sensory perception of smell. NCBI's taxonomy places the organism in Eukaryota, Metazoa, Arthropoda, Insecta, Lepidoptera, Tortricidae. The transcript has 9 exons. The record is from RefSeq and is a predicted model, not a curated record. Gene Ontology annotation, molecular function: odorant binding; olfactory receptor activity.
AAGAUCUACGAGACGAUAUUUCUAACGUCAAAGUGACAUUGGUUGACAAUUGUGCGACGUACAAACGAUAUCUAAAUGAGAACUUAUAUAAACCAGAACUUAUCGUUAUCGUAUCUCAUUCUUCGAAUCGGGCCGUUAAGCUGAAAUUCAUACGAUUUAAUAAUUAAUGCGAUAAGUUUACAAAAAGAGGCGUGGUAAUCAACCCUAUCACAAGGAACAACUUUAAAACACCUACUUACUGUCAACACUUUCAAAGUAAUUAAUAUUGGAGUAGUUUUGUGGGUAUAUAAGUGAGAUCGAGGGACUACAAUUAUUUAUUACAAGCAUAGUCCGAAUAUAAUAAUCAUGAACACUAACGCAGAAGCGAGACGCGAAAUAGGGGCAACCUUAACCCUGUGCACGUUCUCAAUGCAGUGCAUAGGGCUUUCGUUCGAGCGGCCGGACGGCACUGCCCGACUUCUCCGCCAGAAGCUGAUGUUCGUAGUGUCGGUUUGCACCAUUGUCUAUCACGUCUUCAGUGAAAUCGUUUACAUUGGCCUCACGUUAUCUAAUUCGCCACGAGUCGAAGACGUUGUUCCGCUUUUUCAUACUUUUGGCUACGGCGCUUUAAGCAUUGCGAAGGUGUUUGCCCUGUGGUCUAAAAAGAACGUGUUCACGGAACAUUUAGACGAACUGUCAGGCAUAUGGCCCAUGGAGCCGCUGGAUGAAGACGCACGAAACAUCAAAGAGAAGAGCUUGACUGCACUACGCCUAGUGCAUCAAUGGUACUUCUCAAUAAACGUGGGGGGCGUGUUAUUCUACAACGUGACGCCAAUAUGCGUCUACAUGUACCAACUGUGGCAGGGGCAGGACGCGGUGGUUGGCUUCGUCUGGAUGUCCUGGUACCCGUUUGACAAAUAUAAGCCUAUCAACCAUGUUUUUGUUUACAUAUUUGAAGUAUUUGCUGGUCAGACUUGUGUGUGGAUAAUGAUCUGCACGGACCUGCUGUUCUCGGGGCUCGCGAGCCACAUCGCCAUGUUGCUACGGUUGCUUCACAAGCGACUGGAGACAUUGGCCGAAACUGAAAAGUCACAGGAGGAAUAUUAUCAAGAGAUUGUCGCUAAUAUUAAACUGCAUCAACGACUUAUAAGAUACUGUAACGACCUGGAAGAGGCUUUCACGAUAGUGAAUCUCAUUAACGUCGUAUUCAGUUCAUUGAAUAUAUGUUGUGUCGUAUUCGUUAUUGUGCUCCUUGAACCAUUUAUGGCUGUGAGCAAUAAGCUAUUUUUGGGAUCUGCACUCAUUCAAAUAGGAAUGCUUUGUUGGUACGCUGAUGACAUUUUCCAUUCUAACGCCGACGUGGCGCUAGCGGUGUAUAACAGUGGGUGGUACCGUACAGACCCUCGGUGUCGCCGCGCCCUCAUUUUCCUUAUUCGGAGAGCUCAAAAACCAGUGGCGUUCACUGCCAUGAAAUUCACAAACCUGUCUCUGGUCACCUAUUCAUCGAUCCUGACCAGGUCCUAUUCAUACUUCGCUUUACUAUACACCAUGUACAAUGACAGCUAAAUACAAGAAAAUAAAAUGAAGAAAUAUUAUUGAAACUUGUAUAUAUUUAUGUACCUAAAAAUGGAACCUACCAGAUUGCAGAGAGGAUAUAAAACAGAGCAUUCAUAAUAUACUUACUAUGAAAUUGAUUAUUUUUAGUUCAAGAAUGAAUGUAAUAGUUUGGCAUGUUUCGUGGGUGUCAAACCGUAAUAAAAAAGCGAAGCUUCAA